Molecule: messenger RNA, 186 nt
Organism: Dentiscutata erythropus
Lineage: Eukaryota; Fungi; Glomeromycota; Glomeromycetes; Diversisporales; Gigasporaceae
Source: the annotation of a GenBank genome assembly
AUGUUUGCAAGAUUUCGUUUUUUAACGGGUUUAAAUGCUAUUUAUCUUUCAAAAUGCAUAAACUUUAGCAAUUGUCUUUUAGAGUUUCCUUCAACAAUAAUUGAACGUCUUCUUUCAUCUUUAGAAAUAUCUAUAGCGUGUCAACAUUUUCCGGCUUUGGAAUUGAUAUUUCCACACCCUAUGUAG